AUGGCCACAACAGACGCUCGCCACCCCAAACGGUCCUUCCUCAAAUAUCGAACGGUUGAUUCGCCCGCCUACGACGCUUCCGAAGAGGACAAUGAUCCGCUUACCGACGACGGCGCCUCCGUCACCUCCAUACCGUCUCCUUCGCCCGCCUCCACCCCCGCACCCCGUCCCCAGCCCCGGUCUACGUAUCCGCAUCUUGCCGCCCCUACGUCCUCCUUAGGAAAGGCACACUCGGCCUCCCGCGCAAAGCACCAGCUCGCGGCCUCGCUCACCGCACAAGCGCUCUCCGACGAUGGCGUUGAUUCCCCUACUUAUGACGGCGACAUCGAGAGCAGCACGACGAUUGGCGGCGGCGGGCGCGAUCGGACGAUCAGCGUGCUGAGCCUCGGAGAUACAAGCACAAGUGCAAGCGGCGCGAGUGCGCUCACGAGCCCGGUGACCAGUGCAUUCCCGCUACCGGAGGUGCGGCUUGGAGGCGUCGGGCUGGGCGCCCCCGGGACAGGAGCGGGGCCAGCAGCAGUCGGGGCGCAGACGAACGAGAGCACGCCGAGCGUCAGCCCGGAGCGUCAGGGGAAAGGCAGGGAGGCGCGGGACGACGAUGCCAAGGAGAAAGAGAAGAACGAUCGGCUGAAGGAGCACAGUAUCCCGUUCUGUGUGCCCGGAGAGCCUGCACCGGCCAACAUAUCCAAGGACGCGUUCGAUCCGGCCAAGCUGACUACCGAAGACAUUCAGGCAUUCGUGAAAAAGGCUAUCGAAGGCGAGUCUAUCCGGAAAUACAAGAUCAACAAGCCACCUACGGAUCGCCCCGUCCGCAUAUACGCCGACGGCGUCUACGACUUAUUUCAUUUCGGUCAUGCACUCCAACUUCGCCAGGCAAAGCUUUCUUUCCCUAGCGUCUACCUGCUCGUAGGCUGCUGCUCAGACGAGCUCGUGAGGCAGCACAAAAACCCUUGCGUCAUGAACCAUGCAGAACGAUGCGAAGCCAUUCGCCAUUGCCGUUGGGUGGAUCAAGUUGUGCCUGAAGCGCCAUGGGUCAUCACUUCUGAAUUCCUGGAAAAGUAUGAGAUCGAUUACGUCGCACAUGACGAGGAUCCGUACGCGGGCGCAGGCACAGAUGAUGUCUAUGGGCUCGUCAAAGCAGAAGGUAAAUUCCUCCCCACACGGCGCACUCCUGGUGUAUCUACGUCGGAACUGUUGGAGCGUAUCGUGCAACAAUAUCGUCACCGUGACUUCGACGGAAAGCUUGAGAAGAUGGGUAGGGCUGAGCUCAAAGCCGAGGGAUCGGACUAUGACGAUGAUCCGGAUGGUCCUCGAAGCCGCGCCGUAAGCCGCGUACGAGGGCGCAAAGAACAGCUCAAGCAAGACGCCAAACUGAAUGGUUAG
This is a messenger RNA of Punctularia strigosozonata HHB-11173 SS5, 1383 nucleotides long. RefSeq lists its product as uncharacterized. Gene Ontology annotation, molecular function: phosphatidylcholine binding; choline-phosphate cytidylyltransferase activity. Gene Ontology annotation, biological process: CDP-choline pathway. Gene Ontology annotation, cellular component: nuclear envelope. The record is from RefSeq and is a predicted model, not a curated record. NCBI's taxonomy places the organism in Eukaryota, Fungi, Basidiomycota, Agaricomycetes, Corticiales, Punctulariaceae. The transcript is spliced from 7 exons. The coding region runs from base 1 to 1383 and encodes 460 amino acids.